Molecule: messenger RNA, 1371 nt
Organism: Hippocampus comes (tiger tail seahorse)
Lineage: Eukaryota; Metazoa; Chordata; Actinopteri; Syngnathiformes; Syngnathidae
Gene: gstz1
Product: glutathione S-transferase zeta 1
Exons: 10
Coding region: 300-944 (214 amino acids)
Biological process (GO): glutathione metabolic process; L-phenylalanine catabolic process
Cellular component (GO): mitochondrion; cytoplasm
Molecular function (GO): glutathione transferase activity; maleylacetoacetate isomerase activity
Source: RefSeq, a predicted model, not a curated record
AAUCGACGAGCAAAACACUUCCUGUUUCUUGUUUUGAUUUAUGCUUCCAAAACAUCAACAUUUGUGGCAAAAAAUACAACUCAGUACAGUAUCAGGCGCAUACACCGUUUGGGACGAAUGAAUAACAGGGUCACUUCCACGAUGACACUCUUGACCAAACGUUAAAGAAGUAAAAAACUAACCCGGCUCUGACUAUGCGAUUAUCCUGUGUUCUCCUGGCAAAGACGUGGACCCCGAUGUUGCUUAGUCAUGGACCAAAGAGUAGGUAGGAGGGAUGCGAGGAGCGCAUCCUAUUGGCUAUGAGAGGACGCGGCUGUGGUCAACUCGGUAGAACUUUUUUUUUUCAGUGUACAAACUUGACUGAGAAGCCAAUGUCUGAGCAAACCAAGCCCGUGCUCCAUGGAUACUUCAGAAGCUCUUGCUCAUGGCGGGUGCGCAUUGCUUUCGCCCUGAAGGGUAUGGAAUAUGACCAGGUGCCCGUCAAUCUGAUCAAAGAUGGAGGUCAGCAGCUCACAGAAGACUACAAGACUUUAAACCCAAUGCAGCAAGUACCCGCAGUUGAAAUUGACGGCGUCACCCUUUCUCAGUCGUUGGCGGUAAUCCAGUACAUUGAUGAAACAAGGCCCGAACCGCGUCUCCUGCCCUUGGACCCCAAAAAGAGGGCUCAGGUUCGGAUGAUAAGUGAUCUCAUAGCUUCUGGGAUUCAACCUCUGCAGAAUCUACACGUGAUCCAAAAGAUUGGCGCAGAGAAGGUGCAGUGGGCGCAAUACUUCAUUAAUCGAGGUUUUGAAGCUCUUGAGCCUCUGCUGAAGCAAACUGCUGGGAAGUAUUGUGUCGGCGAUGAGAUAUCCAUGGCUGACAUCUGUCUGGUCCCACAAGUCUACAAUGCAGAGAGGUACAUUUUGGAAAAUACUUUUACUGCACAGUGCCCAAGAUAUGAUUAAAAAAAAAAAAAAAAAACAUACAUUUUCCUUCCAAAAUGAAAACAGUUCCCGGGUGUUUUAACAUGCUUUUGUCAAAAUACUCCAAGGGUCAAGAAUUUUUCUUGCUAUCGUGAUCUCCACUUGUUUUGACUCCUGCGGUGCAUCAGUCGUCAUCGCAGCCCACAUACUGCUGGGCGAAUGCCAAGCCUCGCUUUCAUUACGUAGAUUGACAACCAGUCGGCAGGCAUUUGGCUGGCUCCUUUCCCGCCUCACUUGGCAACUGUGUGCUCCUACUUGUGGAAGCCGAGCCUCCAAGCCUGGAAAAGAAGUCAAGGCCCUGGACAACAAAAGCAUGUUCACAUUUGCCAAAUAAACACACCUUGAGCCCCACCAAAUGCAACAGACAUCAAGACAACUGGGAACUGUCUUACAUGGUUUAAAAAAAAAA